AUGUCAACCGAUCAAAAGCAUCUAUCUGAUAGUGCACAGUCCCUAAGGGACCAGGUUAUCAGAUGUAUAGAGAAAAUAGCCUGGAUAUCUGGGCUAGAUGAGCAAAAUUUGAAGGUAUAUAGUAUGCUUUCUAGAGAAAUUAGAGCGUUAGAUAAAAAACUAGAUGAUUAUCAUUCUGAGUAUAAUAGUUUAAAAAAGAUAGUAAAAAGAUUGGAAAGAGAUGUGAGAACCCAAAAAAUUGAAUUAGAAAAUAUAGACGAAUGUGUAGAUAGAAACACUGUAGUUGAUUUAAUAUAUAAAAUAGUUCUCCUUUCAUUAAUUAAUGAAAGAAAAAGUGAGGGCUCCUCCUACUCAUUUGAAACAUCUGAAGAAUCUGAUUCAGUUGAGAUAAUUGAG
Molecule: messenger RNA, 396 nt
Organism: Racocetra persica
Lineage: Eukaryota; Fungi; Glomeromycota; Glomeromycetes; Diversisporales; Gigasporaceae
Source: the annotation of a GenBank genome assembly